Molecule: messenger RNA, 1787 nt
Organism: Girardinichthys multiradiatus
Lineage: Eukaryota; Metazoa; Chordata; Actinopteri; Cyprinodontiformes; Goodeidae
Product: serine protease 27-like
Exons: 5
Coding region: 415-1317 (300 amino acids)
Biological process (GO): proteolysis
Molecular function (GO): serine-type endopeptidase activity
Source: RefSeq, a predicted model, not a curated record
UAAUAUGAUAAACUGAAACAUGAAUCCAGAUUCACUUAAAUGUCACUGAAGUUUGCUGCAGUUUCCCUCUGAGUUUUUAUUCAACCUUCUAAUGCAAACUACAUAGCAUCACAAAGAUGAGGGGGAUAAAAGGGUUGUAAAUGUCAAAGAGCGAGGCGAUUGGAGGUAAAACAGGAUCUGAAAGACGUGCAACGAGGGUGAGUGGAAUAAGAAGUGAUUACAAAGAGAGGAGAGGAGAAUAAGCAGAAUAAAAAGUGCUAAAUAUCCUCCAGGUAUGAAAAGGUGUCCUAAACAGGGAUGAAGAUGAGUUGGCAGAUUAAACGGAUGAAAAGACUCCCUGAUCAGGAUGAAUAGGGAUGCUAAGAACAGAUGUGGAAAUGAAUGGGCUAAAAGGAGGGAUGAAGAGGAUGAGCGAUGAGGCAUUUUUCCUGUUCAGCAAGUUUAAUGAAGCACCUGAAAGUCUGUGGCACAGCUCCUUUCAACACCAAGAGCGGAACCAGGAUCGUUGGAGGUCAGGAUUCAACUGAAGGGGCGUGGCCAUGGCAGGCCAGUCUGCACAUCGGGCCGGGGCGGUGUGGAGGAUCCCUGAUCAACAAUCUGUGGGUUCUGUCUGCUGCUCACUGUUUUAGCAGCACGAGCACAUCAGGUUUGACUAUUUACCUGGGUCGACACACCCAGCAAAGUGUGAAUUCUCAUGAGAGUUCCUUUAGAGCAUCCCAGAUCAUUAUACAUCCAGACUAUAACUCCAACACAAACGAUAACGACAUAGCCCUGGUGCAGCUGGACUCUACUGUGGAGUUUACCAACUACAUCCGACCGAUCUGUCUGGCUGCAGCUGGCAGCGUCUUUACAGCUGGACUGGACUGCUGGGUCACCGGCUGGGGAACCAUUUCCUCUGAUGCCAAUCUCCCUGACCCUCAGACGCUACAGGAAGUAGAUGUUCCUAUAGUGUCCAACAGUCAGUGCAGUUCAACUUACAGCUCAAUAACUGACAACAUGAUGUGUGCUGGUCUGACUGCUGGAGGGAAGGACUCCUGUCAGGGAGACUCCGGUGGACCAUUGGUCACUAAAAGCGGUGCUGUGUGGGUCCAGGCUGGGAUUGUGAGUUUUGGGAAUGGCUGCGCCAAGCCCAACACCCCAGGGGUUUACGUCCGAGUUUCAAAUUACCAGACCUGGAUCAACAGCCACGUCACCAGUGACGUGCCAGGAUACAUCAACUUCCUGGGUCCAACUGGAUCGGCUCACGUGGUCUACCUGUCGCUUCCUCUGCUGCUGUCCAUCCCACCGACAAUCUUCUCUCUCGUCAUCCUCUCAUGAGUGUUUUAGUGAAGCUCAUCAGCGGAGAUGGAAAACAUGUCUUCUUUAAUGAACCUCACAUAUCUCCUCUUGUUUCUACUUCAAGUCCCACAAAGUUUUAGAAAUGUAACAAAACUAAAAACUAGAAACUGUCUCAGACAAACUGCCAGAGAAAAUAAAUUGCAAUGGUACAUUCCAACAAAAUGUGUUGCCUGCAUUUGACCCGUCCCUUAGGGAGCAGCGGGCAGCGCCAGGGGAGCACUCUGGGCAUAAAGGGUCCUGCUCAGGGAUCCAGAGGGGAGGUUUGUGGGAUUCAAACCAGUGACACAAACGUCCUGUUGUCUAACUGCUAGGCCACCCCCUACUUUAUAGCUUAAGUUGCUGCAGUUUUAUUUUAUUUCAAAUAUUUGACCUAAUAAACCAAAAUUAAUCCGGAUCUAAAACAACUGAGAAACAUGUAGACAUAUUUUCCCCCAAAUUUAAUCUUAAAA